Molecule: messenger RNA, 1650 nt
Organism: Prorocentrum cordatum
Lineage: Eukaryota; Dinophyceae; Prorocentrales; Prorocentraceae
Source: the annotation of a GenBank genome assembly
AUGGCCGCGGCCUCGUGGUCGCCGUGCCUGCGGGCGGCCGCCGCCGUGCCAGCGCCGCCGCCGCCCCAGCGGAGCGCAGCGGCCGCGGCCGGCCCUGCGCCGCACGCCGCGCCGCGCGCGGCCGCGCACCGAGGCCUCCGCGGCGCCGCGCGGCGGGCGCAGCCGCCGGAGCGGCGGCGCCCGGCGGGCGCGCACGGGUGGCGGCCGACUGCGGCCGCGGCGGCAGGGCCCGCGGCCGCCGCGGCCGCGGCGUGGCUGGCGGGGCCAGUGGCGCGCCACCGGCGGGCCGAGGGCCGCGCGGCCGCCGCCCGGGCCGCGGGGCGGGGCGCGGCUGCCGCGGCGCGGGCGCUCCGGCCGCGGAGGGAGCUGCUGGAGGACCGGGUGCGGAUGGAGGCGUACCGCCAGGCGCUUUUGGAGACGUGCAACGACAAGGUGGUCCUGGACGUGGGUUGCGGUACGGGGGUCCUCUCCUUGUUCGCCGCACAUGGCGGCGCCAGGGCGGUGGUGGCCGUCGAGGGCAGCGAGAAGGCGGCCGGCUACGCCCGCAGGGUCAUAGCGAAGAAUGGUUUCGAGGAGCGCAUUACGGUAGUUUCUGGGCGCAUAGAGGACGUGGCUGACGAGGUAGACGCGGCUUUGCGCGCUGCGAGCGGCAGCGAUAAGGCAGAGGCGGACGUGGUGGUCUCGGAGUGGAUGGGCUACAUGCUCGUGUACGAAAACAUGUUUCGCAGUGUGGCCUUCGCGCGCGAUCGAUGGCUGGCAGAAGGGGGCAUUAUGAUACCUAAGUCGUGCUCGGUCUGGGCGGCGCCGUUCAGCGGCAAGGAAAUCGUCAAAGAGCUUGGAGGUUUCUGGCGAGAGCACCCCUACGGGAUCGACCUCUCGCCGCUCACGACCCCCGCAAUCUUGGAGAUAGUCGGCCGCCCCGUGGUCGAUACCCUCGAGGACGACUCCUGCGUGUUGGCGCAGCCAGUAGAGCUGUGGCAGCUGGACUGUCGCACGGCCUCCGACGACGAGCUGGGUGGCCACCGGGCGCCCUUCCGCUUCAGAGUGCUGCGCCGGGCGCCGUUCCACGGGCUGGCCGUGUGGUUCACGUGCGAGCUCAGCCGCGACGUCGUGCUCAGCACGGCGCCCGCGGACGAGCAGACCCACUGGUCGCAGACGCUGCUGUUCGCGGGGGGCACCGGGGGCGCGGCCGCGCGCGGGCCGAAGUCUGUGGGGAAGGGCGACCGGGUGGACGGGGAGCUGCGCUGGAGCGAGGUUGGCCGUGGGCUGCAGAUCUCCCUCGAGGGUGCCGUGACCGCAGGCUUCUAUGACGGCGAUGGCGAUGCGGCCGCAGCGCCGGUGCCCUUCUCGGCGGAGUUCGAGUGGGUCCCCGACUCGGACCCCGAGGCCGAGGAGGAGGGCCACGAGGGCAGCGGCAGCGAGGAGGACGACGCGGACGAGGAGGUCGUACCUUGGGGGUUCGACCAGGAGGAGCCGCAGGGCCGCCACGUGGAGAAGCGGGAGCGCAGGAGGCUGCUGCAGCAGCUGCUGUCCGAGGAGACCGACACUGCCACGCCGCCGAGGCGGCGCGGCCCUCCGCGGCUGGUAAUGGGGGCGUCUUCUCCGGCAGGGCGCCCGGGCGGUGCCCGGACGGCGAGGUGCGCGUCCUGA